AUUGCUGAGGUGACGGGUUUCCCGGUUGGAUUUCACAUAAACGGAAUUACAGUUUUAGAAAUGGCAUCCACCAGUCAGGCCGGCGAACCAAACGCAACGCACGAAGACAUCUCGACGACAAGAAGAUCUAUCAAAGCAAUUAUCGACAAGUUCACACACAAGGAAACGAUCUAUUACAAUGUAGAAUGGAAUGAAUCAAAAAACUCUUGGGAGCCAAAAAAAGAUAUCCCGUGUGAAAUGAUAGAACAAUAUGAAAAAAAUCCUCCAACGCACACCAAAGAAAAAGACAUCAUUUUGGGCUACAAGUUAGAAGAAAAAAAAAUGACGUUUUUAAUACGGCCUAAGAAUGAGACUGAAGCAGAUUUUUUUCCUUCGGAAAUCGCCAACAUAAAAUACCCUCAAGCUGUGAUUGAAUUUUAUCAGGGCAUUAUUAAAUGGACUUGAAUUAUCCUCCUUUAUAAAUUUAACCAGUAUUAACUCUAUC
Adelges cooleyi (spruce gall adelgid) is the source of this 484-nucleotide messenger RNA. Its product is annotated as chromobox protein homolog 1-like. The coding region runs from base 61 to 444 and encodes 127 amino acids. NCBI's taxonomy places the organism in Eukaryota, Metazoa, Arthropoda, Insecta, Hemiptera, Adelgidae. Gene Ontology annotation, cellular component: nucleus. The record is from RefSeq and is a predicted model, not a curated record. The transcript has 2 exons.